AUGUUCGCCUUUCUCGUGCCGCCGCGCGGACAGUCGCCAGCUCAACAUCGCACGUCGGCACAAGUAGCCAAGCCUAUGGCCACGCCGCGCCAAGAGGCGCCGUUAUCUGCGACGAACAUGGCAGCAGCGAUCGGCAACUACGGAAUGCCGACCGCGUGUCAGCGAAAGCUAAACAUUCGCUUUUUUGAUGAGAAGAAUCUUUACAAAAGAUACAAGAGCGUUCUUUUUUAA
Molecule: messenger RNA, 231 nt
Organism: Peronospora matthiolae
Lineage: Eukaryota; Oomycota; Peronosporomycetes; Peronosporales; Peronosporaceae
Source: the annotation of a GenBank genome assembly